Sorex araneus (European shrew) is the source of this 2512-nucleotide messenger RNA. It is a transcript of the gene ZFAND3, whose product is annotated as zinc finger AN1-type containing 3. NCBI's taxonomy places the organism in Eukaryota, Metazoa, Chordata, Mammalia, Eulipotyphla, Soricidae. Gene Ontology annotation, molecular function: zinc ion binding; DNA binding. The record is from RefSeq and is a predicted model, not a curated record. The transcript has 6 exons. The coding region runs from base 125 to 808 and encodes 227 amino acids.
GCCGCCCGCCGCCAGCUGACCGGCCUGGAAUCCCGAGCCCGGACUCGGCCCCGCCGCCUCCGCCCCGCCGCCCGCCGGGAGCGCCGCCGCCUCCACCCGCCGCCCGCCGGGAGCCGCCGGGACCAUGGGGGACGCCGGGAGCGAGCGCAGCAAAGCGCCCAGCCUGCCGCCGCGCUGCCCCUGCGGCUUCUGGGGGUCCAGCAAGACUAUGAACCUCUGUUCCAAAUGCUUUGCUGAUUUUCAGAAGAAACAACCAGAUGAUGAUUCCGCUCCAAGUACAAGUAACAGCCAGUCAGAUUUGUUUUCUGAAGAGACCACCAGUGACAACGACAAUACCUCGAUAACCACGCCCACUCUCAGCUCCAGCCAGCAGCCGCUCCCGACAGAAAUGAAUGUAACUUCACCAAGUCAAGAGGAGUGUGGGCCAUGCACAGACACAGCUCAUGUCUCGUUAAUCACACCAACCAAAAGAUCCUGUGGUACAGAUUCACAGUCUGAGAAUGAGGCUUCACCAGUGAAACGGCCACGACUCCUGGAGAACCCUGAGCGGCCCGAGGAAGCCAGCCGGUCCAAGCAGAAGAGUCGCCGUCGGUGCUUCCAGUGCCAAACCAAACUGGAGCUGGUGCAGCAGGAACUGGGAUCGUGCCGCUGUGGCUACGUGUUCUGCAUGUUACACCGCCUCCCGGAGCAGCACGACUGUACGUUUGACCACAUGGGCCGCGGCCGAGAGGAAGCCAUCAUGAAGAUGGUGAAGCUGGACCGGAAGGUGGGGCGCUCCUGCCAGCGCAUCGGGGAGGGGUGCUCCUGAAGGCCACACGGCCGCCACACGACGCUGUUCUUAGUUCACUAAUGUUAGCCUUAUUUAGGACAAAGUCAGCCAGACACCUUGUACUGGGCGCGCCAGACUACAGCCAGUCCGUUCCCUCUUAGCCAGCCAUCCUGGUACUGUAGUUUAGGGGUUGAUGGUGGUUGAAAUUGAUUUCUGGCUGGUUACUAAGGUGCCUGCUAGCCAUUGUAUAAAAUUAAAACAUGAAGAAUAUUUUUUUUGAGCAUGGCUAGUGGAUUUAAAACAACACAUACCUGUCACUGCUGGGGUCAAACAUAAAAAGCCUUAAGCGGAAGUGUUCCAGACGGGACUUGGAGCCGCUGGAGGAGAAGCUGGUGUCAGAGUCCCCACGACGCACGCACACGGCGCUGCCAGAAACUGCUUCAUGUCCGGCCUCGCCCCUCUUCCCUGCUCCCUAGUCCUGGUGGCCAGGACACCUGCCGGCCACACGUGCCUCGGCCACAGGAGCUGCUGAGAGUGGCCGCGGGGCUGGGCUGGGCUGGGGUGGCCUCGCGCCCCCAGAGCUGGCGGGGGGGUGGGGGGCAGGUUCUUAGGAACAUUUUUUAUCUGACUUGCUAUGAAAAAACUCCUCACACAAGAAGACAAACAAUAACCUCACUUUGAAAGUUACUCCACUCAAGACUAGCCCAGCCCGAGACCUGCCUUCCCUCGCCGGACCCAGUGCCCCGGGCCGCGGUCGGGGGCCUGAGCUGACCCGGCCAGGCUGGUCUCAGACGCGCAGCACCCGCUGCCUGUGACUCUGCGCCAGCUGUCCAGGUUGGCAGUUUCCUUCAGAAGAGGUUUCCCAACCUGGGGGAGCGGAGAGGCGCUGGCAGGCCAACCUCGCCCUGCCCUCUGCGUGCGUCCUGUCCCACGGGCAGGGGGCGGGGAGGGCAGAGGUGGCCCUGGCCUGACAGGGCUGGGGGCGGCGGGUCGCAGGAGUGAGAUGCCCUUGAACACCUGCGUGGGCAUCAGCGGCCCCAUUGCCCCGUCUGACACAGGUCUGAGGGGACAUGGCUCCUGCAGAGACGGUUUGUAUCUGCCCACAGGCUUCUGGAACUUUCCCUCUUACACCACAGCCAACAGUUCAGCUCUGCAAAUUAGCAGCGAAACACCUACAAGUACAAAUGUUUUUUGGUCCAAAAUACUGAACUAGGAAAUCAUGCUCUUCACCCCCACCCCCGAGUGGAAUCCGCUGCAAAAUCUCCAGCCUUAAUUCUUGCUUCAGGACCCAGCCUGGCGUCUUGCUCUCGGGCAGCCCAGGGCAGGGCGCCCAGUCUGCCCGCGUUUACCACUGUUUUCCAGCCACAGCCUUCCUCAGGCUCCCACCCCGAAGAGGCCAACCCAUGCCCCUCCGCCCCCUCAGGCCCGGCAGCGAGGGGCAGGCGGCUUGCGGGGGCCAAGCCCUGUUCACUUCCCGAGGGUAGACUGGGGGUGGGGGCGGGAGGGCUGUGCCCCUGCAGUAUCUGUUCUGUGAAGUUUGUUCAAUGUAAGGAAAGCUUAAAUUCUUGUAUCUUUAAGAGAGAAAAUCUUAUUUAACCCUUUUGUGUUCUAGAUUUACUUACACAUGUAGCCUAGAGCUCAGUUUUAGUUUUAACAUUGUGAAAAUAUUAAAAGAAUCUUGUAACUUUAUUCUUUUUUUUCUCCUGCUGAAAAAAAAAAUUAAACCAAUCGUAUGAAAGUUUG